AAUUAAAGUUGAAAACAGCAAUAUAAUUACACACACACCCAACAUAAUCAAUUCAAUUUAAUCUCCAAAAUUAAUCUUCCCACCUCUAUCCUACGCCCACCUCACUCCCCUGCUAAAACGCGCCUCUAUCAUCAACUACAAAAUUUCUGUAACCGUUUUUCUUUGUGUUGAGAACACACUCACAUGAAACUUCCACUUUCUUCUUCUUCAACCUUUUUCGAAAUCUCUCUAAAAUCAAAAUGGUGAGGAGUCACCGGUUUAGUUACCGGUUACUCCUUCUCCUUCUACUAAUCUUCGAAACGACACGACGUUUAACCACCGCUGAUCCAAACGACGAAGCGUGUUUAAAAAACCUCCGGCAAAACUUAGAAGAUCCGGCGAGUAAUCUCCGUAACUGGACAAACUCCGUCUUCUCAAAUCCAUGCUCCGGCUUCACCUCUUACCUCCCCGGAGCUACCUGUAACAACGGAAGAAUCUACAAACUCUCUCUCACUAACCUCUCUCUCCGCGGCACAAUCUCACCGUUUCUAUCAAACUGUACAAAUCUCCAAUCCCUAGAUCUAUCAUCAAACCAGAUCUCCGGUAUCAUCCCACCGGAGAUUCAGUUUCUCGUUAACCUCGCCGUGUUAAAUCUCUCAUCGAAUCAACUCUCCGGCGAAAUCACUCCGCAGCUAGCUCUAUGCGCUUACUUAAACGUAAUCGAUCUCCACGAUAACCAACUAUCCGGUCAGAUUCCGCAGCAAUUAGGUCUUUUAGCUCGGUUAUCGGCGUUUGAUGUGUCGAAUAACAAACUUUCCGGUCAGAUUCCGACGUAUUUGUCGAAUAGGACUGGGAAUUUCCCGAGGUUUAACGCGAGCUCGUUUAUAGGGAAUAAAGGAUUGUAUGGUUAUCCGUUGCAGGAGAUGAUGAUGAAGAGUAAAGGAUUAUCGGUGAUGGCGAUUGUUGGGAUUGGACUUGGGAGUGGAAUCGCGAGCUUGAUGAUUAGUUUUACUGGUGUUUGUUUAUGGUUGAGGAUUACUGAGAAGAAGAUUGUUGAAGAAGAAGGUAAGAUUAGUCAAUCUAUGCCUGAUUACUAAACUUAAUUAAGGAUUUUUUUUUUUUUGCUUAUUAAUUACGGCUUUGAAGAGGAUUCUUUUAUAUGUGUGAGUUCUUUUAUUUGGGAUUUUGAUUUUUCCCUUAAUAAUUUUUUUUUAAUAUAUUUAUGUUUCACUUCUGUUUUUAGGAAUGAGAAUAUUUUGUAAAUCUAGUAAUAUAUAUGCAAGGCGAAGCAGAAAUGGGAUAAUAAAUUACAUGUAA
Molecule: messenger RNA, 1296 nt
Organism: Arabidopsis lyrata subsp. lyrata
Lineage: Eukaryota; Viridiplantae; Streptophyta; Magnoliopsida; Brassicales; Brassicaceae
Product: inactive LRR receptor-like serine/threonine-protein kinase BIR2
Exons: 1
Coding region: 240-1076 (278 amino acids)
Cellular component (GO): plasma membrane
Molecular function (GO): protein binding
Source: RefSeq, a predicted model, not a curated record